Molecule: messenger RNA, 1479 nt
Organism: Alligator sinensis (Chinese alligator)
Lineage: Eukaryota; Metazoa; Chordata; Crocodylia; Alligatoridae
Gene: CEBPE
Product: CCAAT enhancer binding protein epsilon
Exons: 2
Coding region: 275-604 (109 amino acids)
Biological process (GO): regulation of transcription by RNA polymerase II; myeloid cell differentiation; DNA-templated transcription
Molecular function (GO): DNA-binding transcription factor activity, RNA polymerase II-specific; RNA polymerase II cis-regulatory region sequence-specific DNA binding
Source: RefSeq, a predicted model, not a curated record
CCCGGAGUCGGGCCCCGGGCCCCCCCCACGCCUGCCCAUACACCCCGGCCUGUCCGAGCAUGAGGCCUCACUGGACCUGGCUGCCUACCUGGGCGACGAACAGCUCCUGGCAGAGCUGCUGCAAGCGCCCCCGCCCCGUGCCCCCAAAAGUGCCUCCUUCGCCCCCUACGAGGCCUGGGCCCGGCCUUACAGUGCAGCUGGCAAGGAGGAGCCUCCCCGGCGUGGCCCCCCACCCUGCGGGCACAGCGCUCUCAGCCUUCCACCCACUGGCCCUAUGCCUGCCCUGCGUGCCCUGAAGGGCCCCCCCGGCAGUGCCCUGCUGCCCUCCGCAGCCCCAGUGCCAGGCCCCCGGGGCAAGAAGGCAGUGAACAAGGACAGCCUGGAAUACCGGCUGCGGCGUGAGCGCAACAACAUUGCCGUGCGCAAGAGCCGCGACAAGGCCAAGCGCCGCGUGCUGGAGACACAGCGCCGCGUGCUGGAGCUGGCUGCUGAGAACGAGCAGCUCCAGGCACGUGUGGCCCAGCUGGGCCAGGAGCUCGACACGCUGCGUGCCCUCUUCCGUCAGCUGCCCGAGGCUGCCGGGCUGCCCAAAGGGCUGGCCUGAUGCCGGCACGGGACACCAGCGUGCUGCUGUUGCCGCUGCGAUGUCACUUCUCGGGCACUAGUGCAUGGUGCUACAAUCACUGCUGCGAUAUCGCCCCUUGUAUGGCACCAUCAUGCCGUGAUCGCUACUGUGAUGUCACUCUUUCUUCACUUGUGCAUGGCACCAUCAUGCCGUGAUUGCCAUGGUGGCGUCACUGAUUCCCUGCUCACUAUUACAUGGGACUGUCAAGCUGCGGCUACCAUUGUGUUGUCAUUCCCCAUGCGCCACUGUGUGGCACGGUGAUGCGGAGGUGUCCCGAGUUCCCUGCCUAUGAUGGAGUGGCAUGACUGUGCUGCGAUCACCACUGCAUGACACAUUUCCCGUUCGCUAUUGCCUGGCACUGUCAUGCUAUGAUCACUGGUGUGAUGUCAUUUCCUGUUCACUUUUGUGUGGUACCAUUGCUGUGACCUCCCCCAUGAUGUCACUACUGAGUGGCGCUGUCGUGCUGCUGUCACUGUUGUGAUUCUGCUGUCCCGGACUCCUUCACACUGGGAUCACUGUUGUGAUGUCAUUACCCAUGCACUGUUCACUUCCUGUGGCCUUUGAAAGCUCAUGAAGAUCUGCGCCAGUUGGUCUCCAAGGUGCCAUCCUGCCUCUGCUUCCUGCCUGUUCACCAUUGCAUGGCACAGUUUUAUGCCACGAUUGCCAUCGUGGUGUCACCAACUCCCUGUUCACUAUCACGUGGCAGUAUGAUGCUGAACACCACUGUGCAAUGAUCCCCUGUUCACUAUUGCCAUCGCUAUUCUGGGCUCAUCACGGCUGCAUCCAUUCUUCACCGUUUACUACUGUUGCAUUGCACCAUUAUCCCACGAUGAAACCAUUCUGCACAACAGUGA